AUGGCGGACGUGAUAAGAAGGCAAAGAUCCCCUCAGCAGCAGGCGAGAUACGUGUUAACUGGCGCUGAUCCCCGCCACCACGCGAUCCAGGUCGGGCCCGCCCACCAACCGCCCACACCGCCCGCCCCACUACGUCUAACGGACACCUCCCUCUCAUUACUACUGCUACACCGCCCGCCCAUUCACGGCCCGUCACCGCCCACAACACCUCCCGCCCACUACUACGCCCCUACCACCGCCUGCCCACCAAUACCAUACGCCCACCACACCCGAAAACACCUCCCGCCCACUACUUCCGCCCCCACCACCCCCGCCAACACCACGAAAUCCCUAGCUCCAGACAGCCCAGGUGAGGGAAGGUCAAGAGCUCCCCUCACCUGUGCAAUAGCCACCGUGCAAUCGAUCCGUGGUGAUGAUACAACUUGCAAAUCAUGCCACGCUUUGCCAAUCAAGCCUCGAAUCAAGCCAAAUCAAGCCUCGAAUGAAACCACAUCAAUCCCGAAUGAAACCACACCAAGCCUCGAAUCAAGCCAAAUCAAGCCUCGAAUCAAGCCAAAUCAAGCCUCGAAUCAAGCCAAAUCAAGCCUCGAAUGA
Penaeus vannamei (Pacific white shrimp) is the source of this 594-nucleotide messenger RNA. NCBI's taxonomy places the organism in Eukaryota, Metazoa, Arthropoda, Malacostraca, Decapoda, Penaeidae. The record is from RefSeq and is a predicted model, not a curated record.